Messenger RNA from Naumovozyma dairenensis CBS 421, 1671 nucleotides. It is a transcript of the gene APN2, whose product is annotated as DNA-(apurinic or apyrimidinic site) lyase APN2. Bases 1 to 1671 code for a protein of 556 amino acids. Gene Ontology annotation, cellular component: nucleus. Gene Ontology annotation, biological process: base-excision repair. The transcript has a single exon. The record is from RefSeq and is a predicted model, not a curated record. Gene Ontology annotation, molecular function: DNA-(apurinic or apyrimidinic site) endonuclease activity; zinc ion binding; phosphoric diester hydrolase activity. NCBI's taxonomy places the organism in Eukaryota, Fungi, Ascomycota, Saccharomycetes, Saccharomycetales, Saccharomycetaceae.
AUGAGCAUCCCUAAGUCCUCAAAGGAAACCUCUUUACGAUUCCUGACAUUCAAUGUCAACGCAAUAAGGACUUUUUUCCAUUAUGAUCCCUUUUCUUCAAUGAAUGAAAAUCUUUCCAAAGUAUUCAGUUAUUUGGAUGCUGAUAUAAUUACAUUCCAAGAGUUAAAAACGGAGACUUCGUCGAUUAUAAAAUGGGGUAAACUUUGUGAUUUUUAUUCAUUUAUUUCAAUACCGACAACAAAAAAAGGUUACGCAGGUGUGGGUUGUUGGGUUAGGAAAGUAGAGCCUACUCAUCCAUUAUAUAAGGUACUACAUGUCACUAAGGCAGAAGAAGGCAUAACAGGAUAUCUAACUAUCAAAAAGCAAGGCAGAAAUGGUGAAAAAAUACGAUAUAGAGAUUUACCAUCAAAUGACACUAUUGGCGGGUUUGAAAAUAUCACAUUUGAUGAUGAAUCAGAAGCUUUGAGCUUGGAUUCUGAAGGUAGAUGUGUUAUGGUAGAGCUGGCGUGUAAUAUUGUCGUCAUAUCUGUUUAUUGUCCUGCCAAUUCUUCACGGACUCUCGAGGGGGAGUUGUUUAGGAUGAAGUUUCUACGAGUGUUGUUCAAAAGAAUAGAGAAUUUGCAUCAUUUAGGAAAAGAAGUUGUGUUAAUGGGGGACGUCAACGUUUGUAGAGAUUUGAUAGAUCAUGCAGAGGCUUUAGAGGUCGGUGGAAUCUCAAUCAAGAAUGAAACUACAGGUAUUGAGAUUGAAGCCGAAUAUCAAGAAUCGUGUCGAAAUUUUAUAUUGAAUCCAGAUGUACCAUAUAGACGUUUAUUAAAUCAGAUGUUGACGGAUUCAAUAGUGCCUGAAUUGGCUCAAACAGGGUUCCUCGUCGACACUACGAGAAUGAAACAAUCAAGGAACAGAUUGAAAAUGUAUACCGUAUGGAAUACCUUGAAAAAUUAUAGACCGGUCAACUACGGUUCAAGAGUUGAUUACAUACUUAUGACAAGCAACUUGGGGAAGGCCGUCAUAGAAGCAGACAUUUUACCAUCUGUUAAUGGCUCAGAUCAUUGUCCUGUCUUUACUGACAUUGAUUGUACUUUCUUGCAGGUACCCGAUGAUAUUGACUACACUUUAAUCCCUAGAUUCGAAGCAAGGUUUAAAUUUGACUUACUGAACCAUAAUAUUCUAGAUAUGUUUGCCAAAAGAAAUAACAACCCUAAAAGGAAACCAUCAGUUACACUUGAAAGUACUCCUUCCCAGAAGAAAAUAAAACCUUUAAAAAAAUCAACACCCAGAUCCAAAACAAUUGAAAGCUUUUUCACGUCAUCCAUACCUCAAAAGAAACCAUAUAGUGACGACGCUAGCAUUAGCAGCAGAACAGCUAGCAGUCCAGUGCCAUCAAUGCAUAGGUCCAGUGAAUCUGACGUCAGCUCAGAGGCAGAUUUAUUAACUAGCGGGAACAAUAAAUCUCAACCAUCAUUGUGUUCAUCACAUAAAGUGUCAGGCCGUUCUUCUUCAAUAAAGGAUUUAUUUGGAAAGCCUCCAUUAUGUAAGCAUGGAGAAGAAUCUAUUUUGAGGACCUCUAAAACGAGUUCGAAUCCAGGGAAAAGAUUUUGGAUUUGCAAAAAACCAAGGGGUGAUUUGAAUAAUCCUGAUGCAUCAUGUGGAUUUUUCCAGUGGCUCUAA